AUGAUGAGAGAUGCAGAAGAUUAUAAGUUGACGCUUUUUGAUUUGCCACAUGAAGUAUUGGAACAGAUAUUCUGUCGCGUUUCGGGGAAAGAUAUCAAACUGUUAUCUUGUGUGAAUCGAGAAUGUCGAGACAAGGUUUCUUUCUAUCUAUUCAGAAAAAUUCGUGGAUCGUGGGAGCAGCUCAUGGAGCUUGGCGACUCCAAAGUGUCUUUUGACCAAAAGAAUUACGUGCGCGAUAUCGAAAUUACAUCUGCAGAAGCGAAAUAUGAGUACCAGACCAAUGCUCUCCGAAGAGUACUCAACCUGUCGGUGUUUCCAAACGUAACUGGCGUGAGUGUAAAUUCUAAUAGUCUGUCUUUCUGGCUAAAAAACCACGAUUGCCCGAAUAUCUCAGUGCUACUGUUGUACCUGGCGAGUUCAUCUCGUGGUAGCGAGAAGUUAUUCCACCUUUCUCAUGUAGACCUGUUUUCCAACUUGCGCAAGUUGUAUCUCAGCAACUACAAUUUCAGAUGGGGCCAAGACGACGAGGUUCAGCCCUUGUCGGCGCUUCAAGAGUUGAAUCUAUACAAUUGUACCUGGGAGUACCCCUUCAACCUAGCACGGUUCAACCAGCAUGACACACUCACAUCGCUCACUAUCACAUAUUCCGAUGACAAUACAUUUGUGCUUCUGGAAAGAUACCUCGACUACCUCCGAACGCCUUUUCAAGGCCACCUGCAUUCGCUCCGACGUGUGGAUCUAGCCUUCACUCAUUGCAGGCUCUACAAUGGCCAUCUUAGCCCUACGGUAUUAUACAACUUUCUCGAAUGUUUCAGCGGUCUUGAGGAGCUAAAACUUAGAGGCUGGGCCACAAAUUUGGAAAGCUUGCGAUAUGUUCUCUUAGCGAGAGACUACGAAGAUCCGUUCAAUCUUCGAAUUGAGGUUGGCUACGAGGAUGAGAAGGCGAUCAUGCUUUUCCUACACCAGGUAAAAAAGCACAACUUAGAAGUCAAGGUUGCGAUCAUGGAUGAAAGCGAUCAAUUAUAG
Messenger RNA from Australozyma saopauloensis, 1026 nucleotides. RefSeq names its product F-box protein. The transcript has a single exon. The record is from RefSeq and is a predicted model, not a curated record. Lineage: Eukaryota; Fungi; Ascomycota; Pichiomycetes; Serinales; Metschnikowiaceae. Bases 1 to 1026 code for a protein of 341 amino acids. Gene Ontology annotation, molecular function: protein binding.